Schistosoma bovis is the source of this 588-nucleotide messenger RNA. The record is from the annotation of a GenBank genome assembly. NCBI's taxonomy places the organism in Eukaryota, Metazoa, Platyhelminthes, Trematoda, Strigeidida, Schistosomatidae.
CUUUUAUUGUUCAUCAGUUGGGCGCGAAUUCACUUGAGGUAGUCGUCAUAUCAUGGAACGGACGUUCAUAAUGGUCAAACCUGAUGGAGUCCAACGAGGUCUUGUUGGGGAGAUUAUACAACGAUUUGAAAGGCGAGGCUAUAAGCUUGUUGCAAUUAAGAUGAUGCAUGCCUCAGAACAGCUUCUUCAGAUUCACUACGAGGCACUCAAAUCUUUACCAUUCUUUCCAAAACUAGUUGCGUAUAUGUCAUCUGGACCUGUUGUACCAAUGGUAUUCGAAGGGCGUAAGGUUAUUGAGAACGGACGUACAAUGUUAGGUGCUACUAAACCUGAAGCAAGUUGUCCUGGAUCAAUAAGGGGAGACUACUGCCAAGAUGUAGGAAGAAAUGUUGUCCACGGAUCAGACUCAACUGAAAGUGCUAACAGGGAAAUCAACUUAUGGUUUACUCCACAAGAACUAUGUCAAUAUAAACAAGCCGUUGACCCUUGGAUCCAUGAAUAGACUGCUGUUUGAUCACCAUUUUAUCCCUGUAGACUGAGUGAUUGGCUAUUUCCCAAAUAAAUUGAAGGUUGAAUUGUAUUACUACU